Molecule: messenger RNA, 1531 nt
Organism: Aspergillus saccharolyticus JOP 1030-1
Lineage: Eukaryota; Fungi; Ascomycota; Eurotiomycetes; Eurotiales; Aspergillaceae
Product: putative transcription initiation factor TFIID, 31kD subunit
Exons: 2
Coding region: 263-1213 (316 amino acids)
Biological process (GO): DNA-templated transcription initiation; RNA polymerase II preinitiation complex assembly
Cellular component (GO): transcription factor TFIID complex; SAGA complex
Molecular function (GO): RNA polymerase II general transcription initiation factor activity; protein heterodimerization activity; transcription coactivator activity
Source: RefSeq, a predicted model, not a curated record
CUCGAUUCAUCCGACCCAACCUUCCUCAGUACCCACUCUCACCUCCUAGUGGGCUAUUGCAAUCGCAACUGCAAUUGCGAUUAAAUCACUGCUCACGUCGCAAUCAUCUCGAUUUCCCGACAUCGAACCGCAAGGGGCGGGCGGUAGACCCAUCCCGCAGGCUCCUACUUUCCGUGCCGUGCCCAGCACUCUCCUUCCACACAGCACCCAUCCACAUCGUCCCCGCGUCUUUCCCAACAAGUUGUGUCUUCCAGCAUUCAUCAUGGCCUCACCAACACAUCCCUCCAACACUGGACCUACAUCAUCCGCAAACCACCCCAUUACACCCCCAGCCGACCACCAAUCCCAGCCCGCCGCGCCGCCGCCGCCCACCUCCAACAUGAACCCCACGACGACAACGACGACGACGACGAACAACACCACAACCACCAACCCUACCUCCUCUGCCUCCACGACCACCGCCGCUAACAACCCCAACACCACCGGCCCCUCGCACCCCAACCAACCAACACAGAUUCCCUCCACCUCACUCAAAGACACGGGCAAAUCGCGCCGACCGCGCGACGUGCGCCUCAUCCACAUGCUCCUCGCCAGCCUGGGCGUGACCGCCUACCAGGAGCGGGUACCCUUGCAGCUCCUCGACUUCGCGUACCGGUAUACGUCGAGCGUGCUGCAGGACGCGGUGCACCUGGCGACGGAAGGGUACGCGGGCGCGACGACGGACGGCGGGGCGGCGGCGCGCGGCCCGCCAGAGGUCAAUAGCGUGAGUCUGCCGGCACUGCGGCUGAGUAUCGCUUCCCGGCUGCACUACCAGUUCCAGUCCGGGUUGCCCAAGGAGUUUUUGAUGGAUGUGGCGGCGGAGCGCAACCGCGUGGCGCUGCCGGGCGCCAGCCGCGGAUUCGAUCAGCAGGGGAAUUCCAAGGUCGUGGCGGGGAGUCAGGGGAGUGUGCUCAUGGGCGGGCUGCGGUUGCCGCCGGAGAGGUUCUGUUUGACGGGGAAUGGGUGGAAUUUGAAGGAGGAGUGGGAGAGUGAGGGGGAGGAGGAGGAGGCGGAGGAGGAGGGGAGGAGGGAGAAUGGGGUUGUCGGGGUGAAGAAGGAGGAGGAUGAGGAGGAGGAGGAAGAUGAGGAUGGGAAAAUGGAGGAUGUGUUUGGAGAGGAUACGGCGAUGGGGGAGGGGGAUGACGAUGGGGAUAAGGAUAUGACGGAUGUUUAGCUGGUGACUUUGAAUGGCUGGUCUUUGGCUGUAGCUAUGGUGUUUUGGCGCAUGCCGGGCAUGUUGUUCUAAUUCUUGAUCUGGUUCAUGAGUAAGGAGGAGAUUUUCUGCUUCUAUUGAUGGAUUCCAUCCACAUUUUAAAUCAUCAUCAUCAUCAUCCUCUGCUUCCUUCUACUCUACUAUACAUGGGGGUACACAUCUAUGCAAGCCCCAGUCACUGCAUACAACCCCAAAACAAAACCAAAAAAAAAGUGAAACCAAGAAUUAGAGAGAAAUAAAAACGCCCAUAUCUCCUACAAAAACAUAGCAGCAACACAA